Saprolegnia parasitica CBS 223.65 is the source of this 837-nucleotide messenger RNA. RefSeq lists its product as hypothetical. Bases 1 to 837 code for a protein of 278 amino acids. Lineage: Eukaryota; Oomycota; Saprolegniomycetes; Saprolegniales; Saprolegniaceae. The transcript has a single exon. The record is from RefSeq and is a predicted model, not a curated record.
AUGAAGGCUAUCUACCUCUUGAGCGCGCUUCUCGCGGUUGCGGUUGCUGACGUCAAGCAAGACUACGAGCCGUGCAGCAUGCAGCACGACUACUGCGCCAAAGACAGCUGGAUCUGCUGCGUUGGACCCAAGGAUGUCAAGUCCGGCAAGACGACGUGCCGCCCCGGCGGCAGCGACUGCAUCUGGGACUCGCCCGAGAUGCGCAAGUCGGACUACUGGGACUCAUCCGACUCGAGCUCCGGAUGGGACUCCGGUUCAGGCUCCGAUCCGUCCGAUGAGCCGAGUGACGAGCCGAGCGAUGAGCCGAGCGAUGAGCCGAGUGACGAGCCGAGCGAUGAGCCGAGUGACGAGCCGAGCGAUGAGCCGAGCGACGAGCCGAGUGACGAGCCGAGCGAUGAGCCGAGCGAUGAUCCGAGCGAUGAGCCUUCGGAUGAUCCAACCGACGCCCCUACGGACGCCCCCAAGCCAACGCCGUCGCCGUCGAGCCAGCCGGGCAACGGGUCGCCGAUUCUGGUCAACUUAGCCGUGCCCGACCACGUCGGCGUCGACUGCCCUGGCAUCCAGUCGCGCUUUCCCACCGGCACACUUUUCUGUGGCUCGCCCAAGCCGCCGGGUGCCAAUAUCUACACGCCGUCGUGCGACCAGUCCAUGACCGUGACGUGGCAGGGCAAGAGCGUCUCGUGCGUGAUUUCGUUCCAGGCAUCAGGCGUCGGCUUGACGACCGACGCCUAUGUCGAGCUUGUCCCGGAGGCCUACGCCGUUCUCACCGGCUCGACACAGGGCGGCAUCAUCACGGGCGCAACCUGUACCGGCGUCUGCAACGUCGCCCGGUCGUAA